Molecule: messenger RNA, 354 nt
Organism: Eruca vesicaria subsp. sativa (arugula)
Lineage: Eukaryota; Viridiplantae; Streptophyta; Magnoliopsida; Brassicales; Brassicaceae
Source: the annotation of a GenBank genome assembly
AUGGCUGACAAGAAGAUUAAGAUCAGAAUCAAUGACAUGUUUAAGUACGACAGUGUUCACAGUCAGUGGAAGCACAAUGAACUUAAGUUGAAGGAUGAGAAAACACUUCUCUUUGGUGAGGCUGAGGAUAUCCCAUGGGGUGAGGCUGGAGCUGACUUUGUUGUUGAGUCUACUGGUGUCUUCACUGACAAGGACAAGGCUGCUGCUCACUUGAAGGAGAUGUUCACGGUCAGUUUCCAGACCUCUUGCUGUUCCUUGGAGACUACGUUGAUCGUGGUAAGCAGAGCAUUGAUGAGUGUUGAUGAUAGCUUGACAUGUUCCUUCCAAUCAUCAAGUCAACUGAAAAGAAAAUAA